AUGGGGGUCGUCGAUGGGUCCAUGCUGGAUUCCUCCUUGGAUCAGCUUCGGCCGGGGGUUGUGGUUCCUCCGGCAAGGGAUCUGGUUGUGGGUGUUGAGAGGGUUGUAAGAUUUCGUAACUUGAGGAUUUUCCUCAAACAAGAACGGAAGUUAUAUGUCAUUGAACAACCAUUUCCUAUUGAACCAUUCGGUAAUGCCUCGAGAGCUGAUAGAGAUGCUCACAAGAAGCAUCUCGAUGACAUGGUAGACGUUGGAUGUCUUAUGCUUGCCACUAUGAAUCCUGAGCUUCAAAAGCAACAUGAGGACAUGUGUAAGCUGGCUGAAGGAAGCCCAGUAGGACCUCAUGUUCUUAAGAUGAUUGGCUAUAUUGAAAGCCUGUUUAAGCUUGGGUUUCCAUUGGGCCAAGAGUUAGCCACUGAUGUUAUUCUACAAUCAUUGCCGGAUAGCUACAACCAGUUUGUCCUCAAUUUCAAUAUGAAUGAAAUUGACAAGACUCUGCCAUAG
Messenger RNA from Gossypium arboreum, 504 nucleotides. RefSeq lists its product as uncharacterized. The transcript is spliced from 3 exons. Bases 1 to 504 code for a protein of 167 amino acids. Lineage: Eukaryota; Viridiplantae; Streptophyta; Magnoliopsida; Malvales; Malvaceae. The record is from RefSeq and is a predicted model, not a curated record.